Messenger RNA from Pisolithus orientalis, 1142 nucleotides. RefSeq lists its product as uncharacterized. The record is from RefSeq and is a predicted model, not a curated record. Lineage: Eukaryota; Fungi; Basidiomycota; Agaricomycetes; Boletales; Pisolithaceae. Bases 1 to 753 code for a protein of 250 amino acids. The transcript is spliced from 4 exons.
AUGCGUCAGCUUCUCCGCUACGACUUGGAGGAUUCAUCGGGGCCGUCAAAGCCCCCUGGGCUCGGGGGACCUUCCACUCAACCUCCCUCCAAAAAGCGCAAAUACAGCCAGCAAAAAGGUCGCGGGGCACAUGUUCAGCAUUGGGACGAUCCUGGAACUCUGCAGGAGGCGGUGGUGUACGAUGAGCAAGAGGACGGUGCAUUUCACGAACACCCACAGUUCGAGGUUGAAGAAGAAGCCGAGGAAAGCAGAGAACUAACGUACGAAGACAUAUGGGAUGACUCCGCGCUCAUAGAUGCCUGGAACUCUGCUCAGGCAGAGUACGAGGCAUGUCACGGAAAAUCGAAGGAUUGGAAGAAGGAACCCAUAAAAAAGUCUGCGUUGUGGUACAAUGUUCCGCAACCCACGGCUACGAAGCAAUCCAAAGCAUCGAAGGAUGUCAUUGUUGAUGGAGACGCAGACAACACUGCACCCAUUGAUUUUGAUACCUUCGUGCCAACCCAUGAUCCCUCGCUUUCUGAACCCAACACCGCAGGUUCCAACGCCCCUGAGUUCUUCUUACCUCCUGCCUCGACCUCUAUGGUAAGUCGAGAUGAAGCGUUCAAUAAUGCCUUGAGUGCUAUGUACUGGAGCGGUUAUUGGACUGCAGUUUACCACUGUCAGAAAAACACCUCCAGAGAUGAGGUUCUUGCAAAUGAGGGUCAGGACUGCGACGGAGAAGGUGAAGAAGUUGACAGGCGGCGAUACAGAUGAAGCCGAGGAGGAUCUCGUGCCAGCGCAACGGUGACCAGUAGUUUAGAUGACGACACAGCACUAGUCGUCCAUUCAUUGCAUCCAGAUCCAGAUAAAGUGUCAGGUACGUUUUUACGACCACGAUCACGAGGUGAGAAAAUACCAUCGAAACGAGGGACUACAUACGAUUACAAGGAAAUCUCCACGUCCAGCCGUGCCAGAUACGAAUACACAUCCGGUGACAUUCUGUACUUCAAAAUACCCGCGAACACCAUUAGUGGCCUAGACUUCUUUCUGAGUGUGGUCAAGGACUGAAGAAUCUCCUACAUUAGAUUCCAAAGCCUGAUACUGAAGUUGCAACGUACCAUCUGUCGGGUAGCCUCCGUGACAGCAGAUGACGCUUUUAUUGA